CAACAUGUUGAAGGCAGAAGAGAUCUCAUCAUACGUUGCCUAAUGGAGUUCCUUGGAGAGUCGGGAGAGGAGCUGAUCAAAGACUGCCAGGAUGUAGGUGAAAAAGACUCUGUUCAUCAUGUCCUCAAGAUCCUCGUCAUCAGUGGAAAUGCAGCACAGGAAGGCCACAAUCCUGCCCAUGUGUCAGUCAUCGUCGAAGGAAAAGAGGUUCUGGAUGACUGCAAAACCGUGGCAAAGGCUUGCCUUCUGCUCAUGGGCUUAAUCUACGCCAUGAACUUGAGUUACCCACUGAAACUGAAAUACACAUUUGAAGUGUUUCAGAAGCUGUUUCUAGAGCUGGAUGUUCUGGAAAUGUCGCCUAAGUUCUGCUUGCCCAAGACUGUGAUCAUGUCUGCCCCAACUCAACUAUGUGUUGUUAUUGAAGAGACACAAGUUUACAAGUUAACCCUACCAGAUGGAAUCCCUAGCACUGUAGACGAACUUUUGGCAGCUGCGCAGAAUCAUUUUAAACUUGAAGGGAGUUACACUGUAAUGCACAUGGACAAAUAUUUCGAUAAUCAAUUCUUCACACUAACAUCAACCGAUGUGGUUAAUGACAAGGACACAAUCAAACUAGUUCAAACAGAACCAUCUGUAAUUUUGACAUUGACUUCUAUCAGUGAGCCUUCAGGUUCCUCCACUCCAGUGCCGCUGGAUCAGUCUUCUCAAGAUGAGAGUUCCUCAGCCAGCUCAUCUGACACCAUUAUUUUACAACUUUCAGCAGAGUAUCGAUCAGAGCCAUGGCCAACCAAUUUUGUGAUACCCAUCUUUUCAUAUGGUGUCGAAAUGAUUCUUGAAGCUGGAAAUCAAGCUUAUGAACGAGAUGGCUCACUUCUUCAGGAUCCAAGUAUCUACUCUGACAUUCUAGAGAAACUUGCAGAAGCAAUCUACCACUACCAGGCCUAUCCCAGUGCUCUUCAACAACUCGAAGUUGUAGAAGCUCUACUAAACAAACACCCAUGCUUGAGGGAGCCUGGAACCUCAUAUUCAGGCACAUAUGGGUGGCAGAAUCGUCUCAAAAUGAAGAUGGACAAUUUCCGAAGAAAACUGAAAAGGGGCAAUGUCCCUUGUCCCGAGCUUCACAUCAACUCCUUGAAAAGGAAGGCCCCUGGCGAGAGAUAUCCUGCAAAAAAAUGCAAGAAACCGAAGAGAGCCGAGGUGAGCUUCCUUCCCCCAUAUCCAAGUGGAGAAAGCAACGACAGUCUGGAGAGGGACAGACAGGAGCUCCUUAACGAGGUUAAGAAGAAGGACAACGCUAAAAUAAUUAACGAAAAAAUGGCCAACACAUUUUCCUAUCGAAGACUCGAGGUUGUGAGUGAUAGUCCUGCUGCUGCUGACUUCAAAGAGAGAUGGCCUGCUUUGUUUUGUGAAGCUGAGAUCAAGGAGGAAUUCAGGAGAACAACUACCAUUCCCCUGGAGCGAACCUUCAUGCACAAACUGGACGAACACACACCAAAACGUAUUACCCUGAUGAAAGCCAAGGGAGGUGCCGAGGGGAUCAAGAUGAGGCCGCUCCUGGACAGACUGAGUCAGAAACAGAGCAUUGAGAUGAGGCGUGAAACCAUUAUCCGCAGCCUUAUACUGUACCUUGGCGAGAAGGAAGAGGAACUUUUUGAAGACUGCUUGGAGGACAGCCGGAGUGAUGUCAGUAACCACAUCCUCAAAAUUCUCGUCGUCCACGGUGCUGAUGAGGAUCCAGUCGAUGUCUCCAUCCUUGUGGAAGGCCAUGAGAUUUUGCCAGGGUGCAACAGUACUGCGAAAGCUUGCUCACUGCUCAUGGGACUGAUUUAUGCCCUGAACUUGGCAUACCCUCCCACUUUGCGCUACACUUUUGAAGUCUUCCAAAAACUCGUGCUGGAGCUGGAUGGAUUCAAACUGUCCCCAAAAGCGGAGCCGGAGGACCGACGGCGGGGCGUGCUGCGCCGGGGCCCGCCCCAAGAUGGCGGCGAGGAGGCGGGGACGGCGAGCAAGUGGCAAGAGUAA
This is a messenger RNA of Entelurus aequoreus (snake pipefish), 2022 nucleotides long. RefSeq lists its product as uncharacterized. The annotation marks the transcript as partial. The transcript has 7 exons. Lineage: Eukaryota; Metazoa; Chordata; Actinopteri; Syngnathiformes; Syngnathidae. The record is from RefSeq and is a predicted model, not a curated record.